AUGCACAAGUCUUCCAAGAGUCGCGGAAGGAUUUCCACUUGUAUUGCUGAUGCCCCUAUUAAACGGCUUAGUGAUGCUGGAAUUAGUGAUUUUGCUCUUCGAGAGUUUGUUCAUCUUGACUUUGAGAAGGGUGCUGCAACCACCUGCAAGAGAUCUGAAGUUUCUAAUGAGACAUUCCAUCUCACCCAACUACAAUGGAACCAUAGUCAAAUUGAUUCAAAUGAUACUGGGUGCAAGUAUGAGGGCUUCUACGAAAAUUACCUGAAAAUGGAUGGAGUUCCAAAGGGCGAUGAGGUUUCUAGUAUGAUGAAGAAAGCUUUAGAUGAUCCUUGCGGAAAUGUUAUAGGUCUCGAAGAGGGCACACAUGACUUGGCAGAGAAAACUCAAGAUAGUAGAAGGAAGUCGACAGUAAUUAUGCUCUCAUUAAAGAGAAAAUCUUGCGACGGAGAGGAAACAACAGAAUUCUGUAAGUACAUAUUGGAGUCUCUAGAUAAGCAGAAGUGCCCUGCUCCAGACUACAGCCCAUAUGUUCCAAUUGGCGUAGAUUUAUUUGUAUGCCCACGAAAGAUAAAUCAUAUUGCUCAGCACCUCGAACUUCCUAUUGUGCAAGCGCAUGAGAAACUACCGUCGCUGCUGAUCGUUAAUAUGCAGCUUCCCACUUAUCCUGUUUCGAUGUUCAACUGUGAUACUGAUGGAGAAGGCAUGAGUCUUGUAGUAUACUUUAAACUAUCUGAGAAUUUCAACAGACAGAUUUCACCUUGUUUUCAAGAAAGCAUCAGGAGACUUGUUGAGGAUGACAUGGAAAAGGUUAAAGGCUUUGCCAAAGAGUCCAAAGUUCCUUUUAGAGAAAGGCUAAAAAUUCUGGUGGGGCUAGUUAAUCCAGAGGAAUUGCCGUUGAGUUCUGCAGAAAGGAAGCUUAUUCAAGGUUAUAAUGAAAAGCCAGUGCUUUCACGCCCGCAACAUGAAUUCUUUAAGGGACCUAAUUACUUUGAAAUUGAUCUGGAUAUACAUCGGUUCAGCUACAUAUCUAGGAAAGGACUUGAAGCAUUCCGAGAUCGCUUGAAGCAUGGGAUAGCUAAUGUGGGCCUGGCUAUUCAGGUAUAA
Messenger RNA from Dovyalis caffra, 1104 nucleotides. NCBI's taxonomy places the organism in Eukaryota, Viridiplantae, Streptophyta, Magnoliopsida, Malpighiales, Salicaceae. The record is from the annotation of a GenBank genome assembly.